AUGGGUCUCCAAUUCUCCAUUAUUCGAAGCUCCACAAUGGCGGAUCACCGCCAUUUUCCGGAAGAAAUACUGAUCGAGAUUCUCACAAGGCUCCCGGUUCUUCCUCAUCACCAGCUUCAGUGCUUCACUUUCGCCUCCGCGCACCUCCGCCAUUCUCUGGAAGGUAAUUCUGCCAACACCCUCCUCCUCCUCCUCAGGCGUUAUGAAAGUGAAUCAAAAAAGGAAAAAUACGAAAUCCUCAAUAGCCAUUCACUUUCCUGACCUCCUCUUCCGAACUCAGCCCCCAGGUUGCAUGUCGAGUCGGGUACUCACGUGUAGUUGGCUGUUUCAACGGCGUCGUUUGCUCAUAUGACGAUUUGUAUAGCGAUUCACACGAUGUGACCCUGUGGAACCCUAGUAUUCGGAAGCAUUUGAUCUUACCGCCUCCUACCAUCAAAUUAGGGCGCCCGUUUAAGUCUGUAUUGGGAUUUGGUGUGGACCCCAAGUGUGCUUAUGAUCUGAAAGUCGUGAGAGUUUCGUAUGAAAGAAAUGGUGACUUUUUGGAUCUGUGUGACCUCCCGCCGGAGGCUGAGGUUUAUUCUCUAAGCACAGGGGAGUGGAGAAGGAGCGAUUUCAUUUAGUCUCAACUCUCAAACAUUCGUCUGUGGGGGCAUUCAUUGGAUUGGGUGCAAAUCAUUGGAUAAUGAGAGCUUUGAGUGCUCUGUAGCAGUUUUCUCCAUGGCUGAUGAGUUGUUUGGUAAGAUUAUGCUUCCAGAUGAAUUGUCCCAGGAACGUGCAGCAAAUUUAUAUAUUAUGGCAUUGGAUGAGUCUGUUGCUGUUGUUAAGUUUGAUAGAGAGAUCCAUGGAGGUUCUUGUAUACUGUGGGUAAUGAAAGAGUAUGGGGUUGUGGAAUCUUGGAGUAGGCUACAUUCUAUUGAAUUGGUCGAAGGGAUGGAAAGAAUCGUUGGCUUUAGGAAAAAUGGUGACAUUUUAUUCUCCACGAACAAGAGUGAGCUCGUUUCAUACUGUCCAAACACUCGAGUAGUAAAUAAACUUGGAAUUUUUGGAACUAGCCGCUCACUUUAUGUUGGUAAUUACUUAGAAACUCUUCUUCUGCUUCAAGACCAUAGCUGCAUUGUGGAAGGCCUAGCUAAAGAAAUAAAAAGUAUGUCAAUUUGAAGAGAAGAUAGAGUGUGGUGAUUCCUUUUGAGGGUUAGUAUGUAUAUGUGUGUCAAGCUGAAGAUAGUCUAAUAGGAUCUGGAUCUGCUUCAUCAAGAGUUUAACUUCGUUUUGAAAUAGAAAAUGCUGCUACAUUUGUAUGGAAGUUCAGAUUGGAUCUGCCAAAGACAACAAAAUGUGAUCUUUCUUAUUGUCUUUGAAAUUAAGAGCUCGUUUGGUAACUUUUAUUUUUGGUUGAAAAGACUUAUCAACCAUUUUUUACCACAUUUAUACAUGGUAAUUUUGAUUUCGCACGCUAAAUUGUACAAUAUUCAAAAUAAGUAAGGUUACAUUUACUUUUUUUGCUGAAUUGACACAGAGGAUUAUAUUAGCUAUUUUUCAUAUAAUCUUUUCUAUAUUUUACUCCGUAUUCAUAUACUAUAUUUUAAUUUUUUUCACAAUUCAACAUAUUUAGCCAAUUCGGCUACUUCAAUCAGAGUUUCAUCGAUUUCAUCACUUUUCAGCCGAUUCAACCAAUUCUAGUGUUACCAAACGGGAUCUAAGACUAUUUUAGUGCAACAUUUGUUAAUAUUAGUUGUUGAAUUGCUUUCUUGUAACACUUUAUCAUUAUAUUUCAGAGUAUAUCAUUUCGAAUGGGAGUGCAGGAUUCAACAAUUUUCUACCCUAAUUAUGACCAAAAUAUUUGUUUAUAUUCUCAUAUGAUGAUGAGUAUGUGCAUGACUGCAUGUCUCCAUGUAUAUACAUACAUGCUUGUGUGCCUACUUAUAUAUUAUGACCAAAAUAUUUUAGAUAUGUAGUUAAUAUUUAUUGCAAUUAGUUUUUUUCCAAUUUAUUAUUUAGUCUUUGGUAACUCAUGUUAUUAAUGAUGGCUUACCUUAACCCUCUAGUCAAAAUCAUUAAGUCGGUUUCUUGAUUUCAUCAAGUCUUACAUGUAAGUUAUAAGUCAUGUUAUAAUUGCAUAUUAUUUAUUAGGAGUUAUAAUUACAUAUUAUCUACAAUUGUUGGUUAAAAAUAAUAAUGAUAGUCAAAACAAUUAAAUUGGUUCCAUAUAACAUCAAGUCUUAGUUAUAACUCAUGUCAUAAUUGCAUACUUUCUCAGAUUACAAAUUUGUUGAACCUUAACUUAUAAAUAUGGCACAUUGCCAUUGCUGAACCUAGUUAUAAGAUUAAUGAUUCAUCUUCUAAGCCAUGGAAGAAGAUGACAAGGUACUCGAUCUCGGUCUAGGACUCGGGUUAGGUCAUUUCAAUCUCAAGGAGGAAAAAUUACCCACUCAAACAAGUAUUGGCAUUUCUUUGGAUCUUUCCCUUCCCAUUCAGCCCAAUGACCAAACUGGGGAGAUUAUUGAGACUUCUAAACCCUGUGAGAUGGAUGAGGAAGAAUGUGAGAAUUCUUGUGGGAGGAAGAAGUUGAGGUUAAAUAAGGAACAAUCUGCAAUACUUGAAGAAUGUUUCAAGCAUCAUACCACCCUUACUAUGGGUCGGAAACAUGAACUUGCAGCGAAGUUGAAUCUUAGGCCCAGACAAGUAGAAGUUUGGUUUCAAAAUCGAAGGGCAAGGACUAAACUGAAGCAAACCGAGGUAGAUUGCAAGCUGUUGAAGAAGUAUUGCGAGAAUCUGAAUGAUGAAAAUAUUCGGCUGAGAAGAGAAUUAAAUGAGCUGCGAACGUCAUGCAAAUUUGAGCAGCUGCUAUCGCCAUUUGCAGACAAGCUUCCCAAGGCCAAGAAGACUAUAGUAACUUGUCCAUCUUGUGAGAAAAUGACACGAGGAAUCAAAUGUGACAGCAGUGACAAACAUAACAAAUCUGAACUGAAGGAUACUCUUUUGGAACUCAAAAACAGUCCGUGAUCCUGAGAAAACAAUCAACUUUUGGUCCUACGACUGUUAUUUAUUUUUUACUUUUGGUCCAAACAUUCAUUCUUCCGCUUUUACUCUCAUGAUGACUACUUAUUUUUUGU
Messenger RNA from Cuscuta epithymum, 3113 nucleotides. NCBI's taxonomy places the organism in Eukaryota, Viridiplantae, Streptophyta, Magnoliopsida, Solanales, Convolvulaceae. The record is from the annotation of a GenBank genome assembly.